Geodia barretti is the source of this 532-nucleotide messenger RNA. The record is from the annotation of a GenBank genome assembly. Lineage: Eukaryota; Metazoa; Porifera; Demospongiae; Tetractinellida; Geodiidae.
GUCUCGUGCAGGCUCGCGCAGAGUCUGACGCGGGCUAACUACACUACUAGAUAGCAUACGAGAGGCGAUACACGCCCUGCGUUGCAUCUUCUGGUGCCUCAGAGGGAGAUGAGGAGGGAGAUGAGCUAGAGUUCACUUGACCACGGGACAGCAAGCCACAGGCCUAAGGAGGGAAUGCCGGUAGUUUAUUCACAUUGCUGGAGCAGGACAGUGAUGGAAUCACUUACGGAACGCGGCUUGAAACCCCCUGAUCAUGUGGUGCUAGACGAUCAUAGAAAUAAGGGUCUCUGUCCUCUAUCCUUCUCUCUCUUAUCUUCCACACUGACUGUGUUGGUUAGUUAUUGUUGUAGAAACAUACUAUUGUAUGCAAAUGGCAAGCAACACAGCUAUACUCAGGUGAAUUCAAUGAAAAAAGAGCUUCCCUGGGUGUGAUUCAAAACUACAACACUCUGCAGUCCAGGCAGAGAGCUUUACCCUUAGUGAAAGUCAUUACUAUUAGUAUUUUGUGAUACUCUCUUGCCAAGGGGAGGGG